Messenger RNA from Quercus robur (English oak), 1385 nucleotides. RefSeq names its product SUMO-activating enzyme subunit 1A-like. Gene Ontology annotation, cellular component: cytoplasm; SUMO activating enzyme complex. The coding region runs from base 165 to 1142 and encodes 325 amino acids. Lineage: Eukaryota; Viridiplantae; Streptophyta; Magnoliopsida; Fagales; Fagaceae. Gene Ontology annotation, molecular function: SUMO activating enzyme activity. The record is from RefSeq and is a predicted model, not a curated record. The transcript has 10 exons. Gene Ontology annotation, biological process: protein sumoylation.
CUCAGUUUCAUUUCAAAGUAAAAAAGCAAAAAAUUGUGAGCUCGUAUUUGCUUUGCUUUGCUUCUUCUUCACUAUUCAUAAAACGCAGCACUUCGAGCUUUUCUAGGGUUUCUCUCUCUCUCUGCGCUUUGAAUUAGGGUUUGUAAAACAGGUUACGGCUAGGAAUGGACGGAGAAGAGUUGACUGAGCAAGAGACUGCUCUCUACGACCGCCAAAUUAGGGUUUGGGGCGCUGAUGCUCAAAGAAGAUUGAGCAAAUCUCAUAUAUUAGUAUGUGGAAUGAAAGGGACUGUUGCUGAGUUUUGCAAGAACAUUGUUCUAGCAGGGGUUGGUAGUUUGACAUUGGUGGAUGAUCGGGUAGCGACCGAUGAAGCACUUUUUUCUUCUAAUUUUUUGAUACCUCCUGAUGAGAAUGUGUAUCGUGGGAAAACGCUCGCCGAGCUUUGUUGUGAUUCCUUGAAAGAUUUCAAUCCGAUGGUUCGUGUUUCAGUUGAAAAAGGUGAUGUGUCAGGCUUUGAUGGGGAGUUCUUCAAUAAAUAUGAUGUUGUAGUUGUCAGUUGUUGCUCACUUGUGACAAAAAAAUCGGUCAAUGAGAAAUGCCGGAAGUUAUCAAAGCAUAUAGCAUUCUAUACAGUUGACUGUAGAGACUCUUCUGGUGAAAUAUUUGUUGAUCUGCAAGACCAUAUAUAUUCAAAGAAAAAACUUGAGGAGACCGUUGAAUGCAAACUGCAAUAUCCUAGUUUUGAGGAAGCAAUUUCAGUGCCUUGGAGAGCUCUGCCAAGGAGAGUGUCAAAGCUAUACUUUGCUAUGAGAGUGAUAGAAAAGUUUGAGGCUGAGGGGCGCCAUCCAGGAGACGUUUCGAUUGCAGAUCUUCCUGGUGUUCUGAAGCUGAAAAAGGAGCUUUGUGAGGCAAAUUCAUUGAAUGAAUCUCAUAUUCCUGAUGCACUUCUUGAAAGAUUGGUAACGGGUACAAGAGAAUUCCCUCCAGUUUGUGCUGUCAUUGGGGGAAUCCUUGGACAGGAGGUUAUCAAAGCAAUAUCAGGCAAAGGGGACCCCCUAAAAAAUUUCUUCUUCUUUGAUGCUGUGGAUGGGAAAGGGAUAAUAGAGGACAUUUCAAAUUCAAACCCUAAAAGUGGAAGCUGAGCAGCCUUUCUGAGGGUAGCUUUUGAAAUAGAGGAUUGACAAGAGGAAUCGGUCGUAAGUUGUGUGUAGAAAAUUAAAGAAUUUUGACAAGAAGAAACUGACCUGCAAUGGAUAUAUUAUUGUUCCUAAUAUUGAAGUUAAGAUAACACUACCUUGUUAGAGAGAGACCGAUAUUUCUGCAAUUGGAAUUUGCUGCAUUGCUAUUGAAUCUUAAGUUAUGAUGCAUGAUGCUUGGAAUUGUCA